Molecule: messenger RNA, 486 nt
Organism: Entrophospora sp. SA101
Lineage: Eukaryota; Fungi; Glomeromycota; Glomeromycetes; Entrophosporales; Entrophosporaceae
Source: the annotation of a GenBank genome assembly
UGGUAUCUUUGGGUAGCGUUAUUUGUUGAAGGGUUUACCCUGAAAGAAAUAAAAAUAAGAAGAGCAGAAAAAAUCCCGGUCAAAAGCCAAGAGAAUUUAAGCCAGCACUCAGCUAACAAUUUUUGCUCACCAAGCAAUUAUGACAUGCCAAAAACAUAUGCUUUCGUCCAAUUAGAAACUAAACAAAUAACUGACCGAGAAGCUAUUGAACAACACCUGAUUAAAAAAUUAGGCAAACCCACUACCGAAAUCCAAUCUAACUUGCUCAGUGAACUCACCAAAAAAAUCAACUCCUAUUACCUCACCUCCGAAGAAACCCAAAACUACACCACCUACUCUCUCUUUGGCUCAGUCUCCGAAAUCCAAGAAAAAAAGUUCAAAGAAGGCAAAAACAAAGGACGAAUUUAUUACGUUCUCAAACUGGGAGGUGGUAAUAGCAAAGAAACCCUCCAAGCCCGCAAGGAAGACUUGCCCCCAGAGAAAUGA